UCGAGGACUGUUGUGUGUGGGCGCUGCUGUGUUGCGAGUGACAUUUAGUCGUAACUUCUCGUGUCCUGCACAUCUGUGUGGCAGUGAACUGUCUGCUGUACGUAACCCUCAGCAACGAAGCAAGGGCUCGAUAUAACUUUGGAUAACCACCCACAGCGCGCGAUGGGCGGGACGGCGCGGGUGCUGGGGCUGCUGGCGGCCGCCUGCUGCCUGUGGCAGGCCAGCGCCCACGUGGCGCUCACCUUCCCGCCGGCCAGGAGGUACGCACUCGACUUCCUCGACUCCUCGCGCACCAGGCCGCCCUGCGGAAUGCCCAGAGGUACCACGCAGACGUCAUUCCCCGCUGGCGCUGUGUUCAACGUAACGUGGCACCUGGCGUACCCACACAGGGGUGGUUACAAACUGCAAGUGCUGGAUAGCCUGGACCGCCCGGUGCUCGAUCUGACGCCUAAAGUGGGAAACUCGGAGUUCAUCCGGGACGAUGUUACGGCGCAGAGCUACCAGGUGAAGCUGCCGCCCGACUUCACGUGCGCCAACUGCACUCUGCGUCUGCAGCGACAGGCGGACGAGUGGGGCAGCAGCUACCGCUUCUGGUCCUGUGCCGACGUCGACAUCCGGGCGCGCAAGGCGUGGAAGGAGGACUGCAGUGGGCGAGGCCGGAGCCUGCUGGGGAAGUGCCUGUGCGAUCGACUGUACCGUGGGCCACGAUGCCAGUACCGGGAAGAGUGCGAGACGUCUGCUGACUGUGGACCGCAUGGAGCUUGCAUUGACAUCGGCGCUACUACACCACCCCGCAGGCAGUGCUACUGUGAUGUUGGCUGGUUUGGUCCUGGGUGCAACAAGAGAUCACCUGUGCGGACUACAGAAAUAGAUUUUGCACAGUACACCCAGCGAAACAUGAGUGCUGAUGUUACUCUCUACUGGAGAAUUUUUAAGGAACAGAAGGAACUGGAAGCUGUUUUGGUUGUCAACGGUACCAGUUGGGUGGGACUGGGUUGGAGACCUCGCUCUCUAACCGCAACAUGCCGCAACUUCCCAGAAAUUAAGGACACUGUCAUUGUGACACCACCAGUCACAACACCUGCAGCUGAACCAGAACCAGAACCUAGCAGUGAGCCAGAACCAUCCACUGAGCCGGAACCAACAAGUGAACCAGAACCUUCGGCAUCGAGCACAAAGCCUACAUUAUUUCUUCGGAAACCAAAGUUAGCAAACACAAAACCUCCUGGUCUCAGAAAAUCAAACACUACAGCAGCUCCAGAACCAACCAGUGAACCAGCACCAAGCAGUGAACCAGAGCCCAGCAGUGAACCAGAGCCCAGCAGUGCGCCUGAACCCAGCAGUGCGCCUGAACCCAGCAGUGCACCUGAACCCAGCAGUGCACCUGAACCCAGCAGUGUGCCAGAACCAAGCAGUGAACCGGAACCAAGCAGUGAACCGGAACCAAGCAGUGAACCAGAACCCAGCAGUGAACUAAAGCCUACUGCUAAGCCAGCACCAAGCAGUGCAUCCAAUCUUUCUGAUGUGUCACAGACAAGUACAACUCAGCAACCGUCCAGAAAUGUUACCAAUAAAGUGGUGUCAUCAAGAGAAACAAAACUGGAAGAAAUUCCUGAAUCAAGUACUGUCCCAAGUGACCAAGGAAUAUCUGUCCAGAAGACAAGUGUAUCUUAUCGAGUCAGUGCCAGAAGAGGUCGCCGGAAGAGAGAAACACCAAAUGUAGAACAGUCUCCAGGCAAGACUUCUGUGCAAGGACAACAGUCUGCCUCUCAAGAAUCAAGGCCAGGAACAUCACAAGGUCCUAUUCAAGCUACAAAGCCUGCUUUCCUGCUUAGACCAAAGCUUGGAUUAAAUGCUUCAGCCCAUCCUGAACCUAGUUCUGAACCAGAACCCAAAUCUGAGCCUGAACCUGGUUCUGAGCCAGAACCUAGCUCUGAACCAGAACCUAGCUCUGAACCAGAACCUAAAUCUGAACCUGAACCCAGUUCUGAACCUGAACCCAGUUCUGAACCAGAACCCAAAUCUGAACCCGAGCCAGCUUCAGAGCCUGAGCCAUCAUCUGGGACUGGAUCCAAAGCAAAGCCCAAGCUUGUGCCUACAAGCAGUGGGAAGCCUUUUUCUGCACAGGCUGUGCCACAGCCUCAAGGUGGAGCACUUCAUAUCUACGCUCCUCGUCAUGACUUUAAUGCCAUGGAUUGCACUGACAUUGUGAUUGGUUCUGCUCGGGGAAGUAGACAUCGUAUAAUGGACUACUACACACGAGACAGGUCCACUCCAAAAGUUGAUAAGUUCUGGGGAGGAAAUGAUGAUUUGACUGCAGCAAUGGGUUUUGAAAAAGAUGGAGUUACAACAAUAUUGUUUAGGAAGAAACUGAAAGCUGUGGAGCCUACUGAUCACACAAUUGAGGAGGACUUAAUGCAUGUUAUCUGGGCUAAAGGACAAGAGCCAAACAGAUACAUACACAAUCCCAAAUCAGGCUUAGAGAAGGAUAAAGCGUCAGUGAAAGACUUUUAUCGUCAGGAUGAGUUGAAGUAUCACGGUCAUGGCUCACAAAGAGGACAGACGACACUCAACUUCUAUGAAGAAGCAGAGCGUGAGCAGAAAACUGCAGCCACUGCUGAUGCCAGCAUCUGUGGUGGUCACUGGCGAACUCCUCGUGGAUGUGAUCCUGAGAAGGGCCAGUGCGAGUAUUAUGCCCGGUGGGAACAUCACAACAAAAAGGAUGAGCUUCGAUUUACAAUACAUACAAAGCACACUGACACAUGGACAGGAAUUGGCUUCUCAAAUGAUACAAGAAUGUCCCAGACUGAUGCUAUACUUGGAUGGGUGGACAGCAAGAAUGGGCAGCCAUUUAUGAUGGAUACGUGGGUGACAGGCUACACUCCUCCUCCACUUGGAGAGACACAAGAUAUUUAUAAUAUAAGUGGUCGCAUUAAUAACGGUAUUACAACAUUAUAUUUUAGCCGUAAGCGACUCACUGAUGAUGAGAAGGACUUUUCAUUCACUGAAAAUACAUGCUACUACUUUAUGUUCCCUGUGAGAGGUGGGGUGUUUAAUUCUAAAAAUAAGAGAAUGAGGAAACAUGAACAAGUUCCCAGUAUUUCUGCAGAAAGAAUAUGUAUUAAACCAUGCUUGACAGAGGAGUUAAAUGAAGUAAUAAGCACCACACCUGCUCCACCAAGACUGGCUUAUACCGUUGAUGUGAAGAUUGUAAAUCUUGGUGAAAAUUACCAUAUACCAAAACCAGGGAGUCCAGAGUAUGAUACUCUAACAAAUACUGUGAGCGGUGCAUUUACUGAUGCUCUCACAAAACUGAAAGGUUUCCAUAAGGUGCAGGUGGAAGAUUUUGAAGAAUUAAAUGGAAAUGUCAUAGCAAAAAUGAAAUUAGUUCUAGACAAGGACAAAUAUGAAAAUGGAAAGCCACUGGAUGAAGUUCCAGAGUCAGUUCAGCAAGUUCUCCUAGAGACUGUCAAAAGUGGCCGUGUUGGUGCACUCUCUGUUGAUCCAAAUUAUGUUGAAUUUGAUCUUAUAAAACAAGUAUCAGAUUUACCAGAAAACACAGAAAAUACUGAAAAUAAAGACACAGUCCUUUCUGCAACAAAGCUGUAUAUCGUUCUUGGGUGUAUUGCAGCACUGGUGUUCAUAGCAAUUGUUCAAGCAGCUUGCACUAUUUAUAAAACAGUUAGAAGCCCUGCAUCACACCACAAGGAUCAUCUUAUUCCAAACUCUGCAUGGAAGGAUUACUCAGCUGCCAACACAAAUUAUGCAUUUGAUGCAUUUGAACAUGAAGAGAAGAUUCCUGGAGGACCUGGCUCUGGGGGUGGUACAUUACCAGGAAAUGGUUCAGCGAUCAGCAUGUCUACUGGUGGCAUGGGAACAGGACAGUCGAGGGCAGUGGCACCUACAUCUGCCGGACCGUUACGACCGCACUCCCAGUCUCGCUACACGGCGGACAAUACACGAUCGCUGCAGCGUCCACUGUCAGCAUCUGCAUCAUCAGUGCCAGCUGCAGAACGCACUACAUAUUCUCUACCGAGGACAGCAGUUCAAGGACCUGGUGGAGGAGGUGGUGCACGACACAACCACCAGCUCCGCAAUGGGUAUUACACCCAGGAUAACAGAGUUGCAAGAGGUCCAGGCUCGCGGCCUACUGAUUUGCAACCUGAUUUCUACUUCAUGCCUUCACAGCGGAAAUAUUCAGGCGAGGUAUAAGCUUGAUACCGAGGACAGCUGCCGGCCCAGUGAGCUACUCGUGGGGAAUAUACACUCAUGCCAUCCCACAGUCAGUGUCAUUCAAUGCUGCAGUGUGCCCUCAAGAAAAUUCAGUUGGAAAUUGUUUAACCUGAAUUUUCCAAAGACAUUAUUUGAAACACAUGGUACCCGUCGUGACCAGUGACAUCUUCAGUGGAGCCAUAAAUACAGAAGCUAAACAGUUCUAGAGGUGUUUGUUACCAUUGAGCUGCAUACUUUACAUACAGUUGGAAAGGUAUUGCUUUGGAUGUGAUUAUGAACAGUUAAGUUGGAGGCACAUCCUAUGGAGCAUAACAUUCAUCACUAAUGUAGUGGGUUUGUUCACAGCUGUUAUCCUUGAAGCUAAGUGAAAUUGAUAACUAGUUCAGACAAAAUUAAUCAUUACAUCAGUCAGAUUUUUGUAUUGCUGUUGUAUUGUUUGUCUAGGUACACAAAUAUGAGUGGUGUUUUUAUAUGUACCUCAAGUUUUAGUAUAUUUUCAGUUUCUGUUCAAGUUGUAGAUAAUAUGGUGCUGUUAAAGUGACAUUUUGCAUUAUACUGUCAUUAUAAGUGCCUGGAAAGCAUUUAAUGACUGGAGCAAACCAAUAGGUUAUUUUAAAUAUGUGUAUUUAUUAAUAGUUGAAGGGCACAUUUUAAUGUGUCAUAAAUUGAUACUGUGAGCAAGUUCUUUAUAAUUAAAAAAUCUUUGUUUAUUUCUGGAAAUGUGUACCAUUUUAAAUGUAUAUGCAAUUUAUUAUGUAUAUAUUUAUGUACAUAAUUUGUAACUUAUAUAGUAGGAAAUUAUUACACAUAGGAAACAGUUUCCCACAUGUGUGUGUGUGUGUGUGUGUGUGUGUGUGUGUGUGUGUGUGUGUGUAUGUGUGUUUGUGUGUGUGUGUGUGUGUGUUUUGGUUCAAUGUAUGUGUGUAUAAACCUUUGUAAAAUUUUUGUGGUAAAUUUUAACAGAAGGCAAGCUAUUACUGAUUUAUCAAUGCAGUCAGUCAUAUCAGUUCUGCAUUUUUAGAUCGAUAUCAAUAUAUAACAGGAAAGUCAAACAGAAAAGAUUUCAGUAGUUUAGACCAAUCAAAAUUAAAGCAAGAAAACUGAAAUUGUAGGAAAUGACAAGUCAUUGGCUAAAAAGUUACUGUGUAAUAUUAUUCAGUCCAGGUUUUCAUCCCAGAGCAGUUCAAAAGGCACUUCUUAUUACAGUUCACAUUUUUAAGUAUAUAUUGUAACUUUAAAAAAAAGAAAAGAAAAGAAAACUGACACAAAUCACUUAAAUAAGAACCACUUACUGUCUCAGCAUAGAAUAUUUCUUUCAGGAUACGGAAUCAGUCCAAUUCCAAACUUGAAAUUAUGUUUUUGUAUUGUCUUCCUUUUUAUUGAGUCAUUUUACAUGGUUUUGAAUGUUGGUUAAAUAUAAUUUAUAUUUCUACAUUGUUAAUUGUAAGUAGAAAGGCAUUACAUGACACAUUACAACACAUACCCCCUCUAAGUAUCUGGCUUAGAUUUUUGCCAGAAAAGGAUACUGUUAUGUAUAACAGUUUAUGUACAAUUUUGAUACCAAAACAAACUUACUUCAUCAUUUUACGUAUCACAUGUUUUUAUUCACAGUCAGCUACUUAUUAAAUGUUUGCCAGCCAGUUAGUAGUAUUAGAGCUGUGUGAAUGGCGAUGUAUGUUUCAUAUGUACAUAUUUGUGAUUACCGAAUAAAAUUAUUGUAACAGAA
This is a messenger RNA of Schistocerca serialis cubense, 5959 nucleotides long. RefSeq lists its product as uncharacterized. The transcript is spliced from 22 exons. Lineage: Eukaryota; Metazoa; Arthropoda; Insecta; Orthoptera; Acrididae. Bases 163 to 4212 code for a protein of 1349 amino acids. The record is from RefSeq and is a predicted model, not a curated record.